Molecule: messenger RNA, 733 nt
Organism: Juglans regia (Persian walnut)
Lineage: Eukaryota; Viridiplantae; Streptophyta; Magnoliopsida; Fagales; Juglandaceae
Exons: 6
Coding region: 11-733 (240 amino acids)
Source: RefSeq, a predicted model, not a curated record
AUACUGUGACAUGAGUUACAAGCGUUGGUCGGAUGUCCCACCAGCGAUUAAAGAGGAGCUCAUCGAUCGUGUUUGUAGUGACUUUGUGUUGGACUGGGAUCGCGAAAACCACCGAUUGACGGUGACAAAGGCCUUACGUAAGUGCUUCAACUCCUUCCACCACGACUUGCACAAGAUUUAUGAAUCCUAUGGAAGCCACGUAGAAGCAUUGGCUAAUGGAACUAGUCUGGUGGACCCCAUUGUAUGGGUGAAGUUGUGUGAAAGGUGGGGCAGCGAUGCCUUUAAGAAAAUUUCAGCUCAAAAUCGAGAGAAUCGAGACAAGCAGGCCAUUAAUCACACAUCAGGACGUAAAUCAUUCAUCCGAUUACUUGAGCAAAAUCGCAAUGAGAAUGAGAAUUUGGUCGACUUCUACAAAGAGACGCGUUGGUCGAAGAAAAAGAAUGCAUUUGUCACAGAUGCUACAGAAAGUACUUAUAAGGAGAUGCAAGGUAGGUUGGAUGGCCUAGGACCAGAGCAACGUAGUGAUGAGGCAGUAGCGACUGUCUUUAGGGAGGCUCUUGGCCAUCGACCUGGAUAUGCACGGGGACUUGGGGAAAUGGAUGCUGAAGCUUACAAGAGUCAGCUGGAUGAAAUGAGGACAGAGAUGCGGGAGCUGAGGGAGCAUCAGAUACAAAAUGACAAUCUGAUGCAGUCUUUCUUUAGGGCUUUCCCGUCGUUCACUGAGUCAGUUUGA